AUGUCGCGCCUAUCGACCUUACCGCGGGUCUAUAUCGGGCGCCUCAGCCAUCGGGCCCGGGAGAGGGACGUGGAGCGUUUCUUCAAGGGCUUUGGGAAGAUCGUAGAGGUGGAUUUGAAGAACGGGUAUGGCUUUGUGGAGUUUGAAGAUAUGCGUGAUGCUGAAGAUGCUGUUUAUGAGAUGAAUGGAAGAGACCUAUGUGGUGAACGAGUCAUUGUGGAACAUGCACGUGCUCCAAGGAGGGAAGCGCGCAGUGGUUAUGGAUACCGCAAAAGUGGAAGUGAGAAGUUUGGCCCUCCAGUUCGAACAAUCUACCGACUGAGGGUAGAAAACCUUUCCACCCGAUGCAGUUGGCAGGACCUUAAGGAUUUCAUGCGCCAGGCUGGAGAAGUUACUUACGCAGAUGCACAUCAGCGUCGUCCUAAUGAAGGAAUCAUUGAGUUCCGUACAUAUUCGGACAUGAAGCGGGCGCUAGAUAAACUGGAUGGUUCGCAGGUUAAUGGGAGGAGAAUACGUUUGGUGGAGGAUAGGGCUGGAUCCAGAUAUUCUUCUUCACGCAGUCGCUCCAGGUCACGCUCACGUAGGAGUAGCCCUUCUAGAUCAAGGUCUCGAUCACGCAGCAGGAGCAGAAGGCACAGUAGGAGAAGCAGGAGUUACAGCAAAGACAGCAGGGAUAGCAGGAGUAAAGAGAAAAAUGGUAGCAAGCAGAGAGAUCAUAGCAGCAGUAAAGAGAGAAGUCCAGACCCAGCGCACAGUGAGAGAGACAGAAGCUUGAGCAGGGAAAGACGUGAUAGUGAUGGAAGUCUGAGAAAGGAUAGGGACAGAAGUGGCAGUAGACAUAGGAGAGAUAGGAGCAGGAGCAGAAGCAGAAGCAAAGACAGGAAAGAGAAGAAUAGCAGACGGAGCAAGGAAAGAAGAGAUAGAAGUCAUAGUAGAGAGAGGAGUACCAGCAGAGACAGAGAUAGCCGGAAAAGGAGGGAAUCUUGCAGCUCAGAAAGGAGCCAUAGCAAUGAAAGUAGAAAGAAUGGUAGGCGAUCAAGCCGUAGUAUUAGCCAAGAGAGAGCUCGGAAACGUAGCAGGGAGAGAAGUGUCAGUGAAGAGCGCUCCAAGAAAAGCAGGAGAGAGGACACAGUGGCAUUUACUACAGAAUCUGACCAGGAACAUGAAAUUGAGGAAGGUGAGAUUGACUACCCCAGGUCUGCAACAGCCAAUGUUCCUGCUCCAUCAUCUCCUCCAUCAUCUCCCCCACCUUCUCCCCUGCCUGCUGAACCUGUUGCCAUACCAGAAAUUAAAGAGGAAGAGGAAGCCCCAGCAGUCAGUUCUCCUUCCAAACCGCAAUCUAUGUCACCCUCCACCACCGAAGCUUGA
Messenger RNA from Staurois parvus, 1368 nucleotides. The record is from the annotation of a GenBank genome assembly. NCBI's taxonomy places the organism in Eukaryota, Metazoa, Chordata, Amphibia, Anura, Ranidae.